GAGAGAAGGUGGUCCCGGAGCUGGGAGGAGAGCUUGGGUCUGCCCUCUGAGCGGGUCCACGGGCCCCAAGCUGCGUGCCUUUGGGACAGGUCAUCCAACACCUACAGAUUGGGUUAUUAGUCUCUAGCUCGUAGAGAAGUAAAGAGCGGCAGCAGCUAUCUGCUACACAGCGCUAGACGAGAGUCCUCUACUGUUGAAUUUCUGGGACCCGGAGAUAGAGUGGGUAGGGAAGACGUGUGUGAGGGGAGGAACCGUCCGGAUUUCCUCAUCCAUCCCCUGCUACAGUCUCACUUUCUGUCGUGUGCCGCCAUGGCAGUAAUGCAGCCUUGGAAAUCUGAAGGGGCCUUGAGAACCUCCGGAUGGACUUCCCCAGCUCCUUCCGCCCCACAUUGUUUAUGACCGGCCCACUUGGUCUGAGUGAUGUCCCUGACACGUCCUUCAUGUGCAGCUGGAGAGAUGCACUGACGCUGCCAGAGUCCCUACCCCAGGACGCCGAGAUCCCUGGGACCCUGGCCUGACUGCCCAGGACCUGCUUUUCCGGGGAGGUCCUAAGUUCCGGAGGCAGCCACGAGCUGUGUUGGAUGUUACUGAACAGCUCAGCCGGUUCCUGUGGGACCAUGGAGACAUAGCCUAUGCACCCCUGGGGAAGCUGAUGCUAGAGAAUUUCAAACUGGAGGGAGCACGGGGCCGCUCUAAGAAGAAGACAGUGGUCAGUGUGAAGAGGCUGCUCGAGGACCUCGGUGGACACCAGCCCUGGGGGUGUCCCUGGGCUUACCUCAGCCACCGACAGCGCCGGUUCUCCAUCCUCGGGGGCCCGAUCCUAGGCAAGUCAGUGGCGAACCUCCUGGGAGAGCUGCUGCACGAGGAGCUGGUGAUGCGGUGGGAGCAGCUGCUCCUGGACGAUGCUUUUACCGGAGGUGCACUGGCCUGGCUUCCCGGAAGGACGCCCCAGGUUGGGCAGCUGGUCUACCCUUCAGGAGGUGCCUUGGACAGGCUGUAUUUCCAAGAGGUCCGUCAGACCCCAGGUGGUGACCCUCGGAUUCUUGGGGAUCCUGGCCACAUCCAGCUCCGGGGUCCUGUCCGGCAGGUGGUGACCCACACCGUACAGGGAGAAUCUCUGCUGGCUGUCCGCUCUGACUACCACUGUGCCCUGUGGAAGGUCAGUAAGCAGGGGAUACCAGCCCCUCUCCAAGUGCUGCGGGUCGAGAAGGGGGCCACAGGGAUCAGCCUCAGCCCUCACCUGCCUGGGGAGCUGGCUGUCUGUAGCCGUUCGGGAGCCAUCUGUCUGUGGACUGCCCAAGAUGGCUGGCCUAUCUCCUCAAGGCUUCGGCAAAUCUACAAGGAUCCUGAGACCCUUGUGUUUCGGGACCCCUCUCCCUGGCGUUGGGCAGACUUCACCGCCCACCCUCGGGUACUGACUGUGGGUGACCGCACCGGAGUGAAAAUGAUUGACACUCAGGGCCCGCCAGGCUGUGGCUUGCUCCUUUUUCGUGGUGGGGCGGAAGCAGCGUGUCAGAAAGGGGAACGUGUCCUGCUAACCCAGUACCUGGGAGAGUGUGGCCCCGAGUCUCUGCAGCCCACACUCCAUCUCAUCUGUACCCAGUUCUCGCUCUACCUGGUAGAUGAGCGCCUCCCCUUAGUGCCCAUGCUGAAAUGGGACCACGGCCUCCCCUCCGCGCCCCUGCUGGCCCAGCUGCUCCCUCCACUGCGCCCGGGCUGCCCGAGGCCACUGCUCCUGGGAGGCCAGGGCGGCCAACUGCAGCUGCUGCACAUCACGGGGGAGGGGACCUCCACACCCCGGCUGGCAGGGCCCCCCCAGUCUCUCCCUUCCAGGAGCAACUCCCUCUCCGCAUUCCCCCUGCUGGAGCCCAGGAGUCAGCAGCGGCUGCAGGAGCGUCUGCAAGCACCAACCAUAGGUCUGGCUACUGCCAUCUCACCCUCUGCCUCCACACCAGUCCUGUCGCUCUUCCAACUCUCAGCAGCUGGAGAUGUCUUCCACCAGCGCCUCCACCUCCGGGAAGACACCAGUGACCCUGGGCCCGACGCCCACGCCCCCAUGGCUUCCUGGAGCCCCCAGGACACUGCUUGCUGCCGCAGGUGGCUGAAGGCCUUGCUGGAAGAGCCUCCAGCUCCCCCUGUGUGGGCCGUGCCCACCUUUUCCUACCGCCGUCUGCUGGGCUUCAAGGAGCAGCAGAAGGUUGAGGGGAAGGUGCCAGAGGGUCUCCGGACGGCCAUGGCCAAAGGGCAGCUACUGCAGCAGAGGGACCUGGGCUCGCUCCCCACCGCAGAGCCGCCCCCUGCCGCUGAGCCGGGGCCUGAGGAUGAGCUCAGUGAACGGCUGGAGGCAGCCUGGGAAGGCCCAGCGGCUGCCUGGUGGGAGCAGAGGCGGGGCAGAGGCUCAGGGCCCGGGAAACAGCCCAAGCGGCACAAGCGCCGGACACAGCUAUCCAGUACCUUCUCCUCGCUCAGCGGCCGCCUGGACUUCUCAGACGCCCCCAGCCCCCAUCACAGCCCAGAACGGACAUCCCCUGUGUCCAGGCCUCAGCCCCCGGUGACCCCACCCUCCCAGGAGUUGACCCAGGAGCCGUGGGCCCGAGGCGUCCCCUCAGAGCGUCAACAGACCCUCCGUGACUAUAUGGCCAAGCUACCGCUUCAGGGGGACUUCCCAGAAAGUGCCUCCGCUCCCCUAUCCCAGACCUCAAGCAUUCAGGCCACCCCCUCCAAGCAGCAGGCCCUCCGCGACUGCACAGCCAAGCUAUCACUCCAAAGGGACACCCCGGGAAGUGCCACCGUGCCCUCCUCCCAGACCUCCAGCAUGCGGGCCACCCCCUCUAGGCAGCUGGUGCCUGUCCUCUGUGGUUCUCAGCCACACCGGAAGAAGCCCCGCAUGGGCUUCUGAAGACCCAGGAAAGCUGCCCCUCCACCUUUGGGGAGCCCUUGGUCCUGGAAUAGCCAUAUUUUCUGUGACUGGAACUUAGGGAAUAAAGAGGAAACAGUCCCAGCAUGCAGACCUUUCUGCUUCCUGGAGGCCCCUGUGACUGGGAGACAUCCAAAAGUGAUUUGAAGCCAGGUCGGGAUAGGAAAAACAAUAGUAAUUUCUGCUGUUGCCUGAAGAUACUUCCAAAGGCACAUGGAUGGGGCCCAAGGGGUCCUGUCCUGAUGCCCUUCAGGGGGCAGUGCUGUGCUUGAAGCAGGGCUCCCGUCAGGCUGCGGGCUCUCCUUCACGUGAGCCGUGUCCCCUGGUGAUGUUGGGUAACUGCCAGCUCACUGUGGUCAGUGACAGUGAAGCAAGACACUGAGAAGCGGCUGGUGCCUAGCGGUGCUCAGUGGGCAUCAGCAGCUGCUGUGGGCUAGUUUGUGUGUGUGAAGCAAUUUCUGCCAUGAUCUGAUGUUUUGUUGAGGCAGAUGAUUUGGAACCUCACUUAGGGAUUGAAUAAACUUGUCACCUGAG
Molecule: messenger RNA, 3451 nt
Organism: Pteropus alecto (black flying fox)
Lineage: Eukaryota; Metazoa; Chordata; Mammalia; Chiroptera; Pteropodidae
Gene: TAF1C
Product: TATA-box binding protein associated factor, RNA polymerase I subunit C
Exons: 14
Coding region: 653-2899 (748 amino acids)
Biological process (GO): transcription by RNA polymerase I
Cellular component (GO): fibrillar center
Molecular function (GO): RNA polymerase I core promoter sequence-specific DNA binding; protein binding
Source: RefSeq, a predicted model, not a curated record